AUACUUACCCAGAGAGAACGGUGGAACGAGGGAAGCGCAAUGCUCAGGGCGCUUAGUGACCUGCAUAUGACCAGGCUGAUGGGCAACGACAAACAGCUGAAAACAAAGCUCUUGUCCAGUGUGAAGGCCUGCAUUGAAACUCGCCAUCCAGACUUUUUGGGAGACCAUAAACAAGACGCCCAUGAGUUCUUGCUGGUUUGCCUGUCUCACCUUAAAGAGGAGGGCGAGUUUCUGCGAAGCUGCUGGCCCACAUACACCUGCCCAGUAGCUAACAUGGAGUUUCAGCUCAACCGCCUUCUCACCUGCAACAGCUGUGGUUUCCAGAGGAGCUUUACAGAGGAUUCCAACUACCUCUCUCUGGUGAUCAGUCCUCAAAGAAGCCUCACUCACAGCCUGGAGCAGUACUUCAAAACAUCUUCGUUGGACUGCUCAUGCAGUGAGUGUGCUGGCGCGACAGCUUCUGAGGCCCUGGAAUUAGUUACCUGUCCACGGAUCCUGGUGCUUCUGGUGAUGCGUUUUGACAUAACAUCGUCAAUGAAGAAGCUGAAAGAUAAACUGGAAGUUCCACAAGAGUUUUCACUGUCCUGUAGUACAGGUGGAAGAAUCAGACAGCAGGACACUGUAUAAACUAGCUGGUGUCGUGUCACAUAUGGGCAGCAGUUUGUAUUGUGGGCACUACAUCAGUUAUGUCCAUGACGGAUCUGAAUGGCUUAAAUGCAGUGACAACUCCAUCAAAAAAUCCAGCUGGACAAAGGCGUCAAAAAAAAUGGGAAAGAAUGGCUACAUGCUCUUCUACGUGAAGAG
This is a messenger RNA of Puntigrus tetrazona (Sumatra barb), 804 nucleotides long. Its product is annotated as ubiquitin carboxyl-terminal hydrolase 29-like. Gene Ontology annotation, biological process: G1/S transition of mitotic cell cycle; protein deubiquitination. Gene Ontology annotation, cellular component: cytosol; nucleus. The record is from RefSeq and is a predicted model, not a curated record. Gene Ontology annotation, molecular function: cysteine-type endopeptidase activity; cysteine-type deubiquitinase activity. The coding region runs from base 40 to 627 and encodes 195 amino acids. The transcript has 8 exons. Lineage: Eukaryota; Metazoa; Chordata; Actinopteri; Cypriniformes; Cyprinidae.